CAGAGUUAGUCAGUGAGAGGCACUGAGAGAGAGCUGGAGGAGUGUGGUGUUAAAUAAUUGUCCUAGGAUCUCCAAAUGUUGAUGUGGCACACGGAUUAUACUCAAAUCAUUUUGAUUCACGAAUGGUGCAAUCUACACAAAUUGGAUCCCUGACUUCAUAUGCUAUAUAAUAUAUGUUGGACUAAUUAAGAAGUGACAAGGACUAGAGGUGUUUUAUUUACCCUGCAUCAGUGCAGCACGCAAGCCAAGACAUUAACGGCUGAUCACAAUGUUAAUAUCCAUUCUGGAUCUGUAUUUUCCAGCUGGAUCUUCACACUCUAAUAGGCAUUCUUCAGCGGAAUUGUGUGACUCACUGAAGACACCGUGAGCCGAGGCAAGCGAUUGCAUUAUAAUCAACUGAGAGAAAUUGAGAGCUCCGCUCAUUGGUAUUACCAGGAGCACUUUGUGUUAACGCCGAGUCUUGUGGCUUUUCAGAUUCUGCAAAGAUAUAAGGAUAAAUGAAGAGAGAACAUUGAUGCUGUUUGGAUCGAAACAUAUCUGCAAGGACACAAAUACCACAGCAAUUUCUUCUGGACCCUGCAAAGUGGCAUCCUGUAGGAACAAGGCUGUUUCUGGGCGUUCGGUGGAACAAGAAGACAUUUCAUUUGAAUUCUAGCGCUGUACAACACCAUCGUUUGUAAAAAAAAAAAAAAAAAAAAAUCAUAUACAUAUAGACUACUGUCCUUGUGCAGGACACCUCUAUUUUCUGUAUCACUGUGAAGCGACUUUUCUUCCUGAUGAUAUUUAAAUGUACGAAUUAUCAUUUUGUUGCAAAUAUCAACAGGUUUAAAACGACAACAACAAUCUGAAUAAUAAUCAGCGCGCACUUGGUAAGGGGAUGUACCUUUCUAUUUUCUGUUUCUUGCUGCUCUGGGCUCAAGCCCUGACACUGAAAAACCUGAAUUAUUCCGUCCCAGAGGAACAAGGGCCCGGGACUGUGAUUGGGAACAUUGCCAAAGAUGCCAGGCUUGCAUCUGGAGAGCGAAACAGGAAAUCCAACUUUCGGGUUUUAGAAAAUUCAGCCCCACAUCUGCUGGAUGUGGAUCCUGAAAGCGGACUGCUGUAUACUAAGCAGCGGAUCGAUAGGGAAACACUGUGCAGGCGAAACCCCAAGUGCCAGCUCUCCUUGGAAGUGUUUGCCAACGAUAAAGAGAUCUGCAUGAUUAAAGUGGAAAUUCAGGAUAUAAACGAUAAUUCUCCCAGUUUCCCUUCAGAACAGAUCGAUAUUGACAUUUCUGAGAACGCAGCACCGGGGACACGCUUCCCAAUUGCCAGCGCACACGAUGCCGACUCGGGGGAAAACGGGUUAAAAACAUACCAGAUCACCCGAGACGAUUAUAAUAUAUUUUCAUUGGACGUAAAAUCCAGAGGAGACGGGACUAAAUUCCCUGAAUUAGUUGUUCAGAGACCUUUAGACAGGGAGGAACAGAGCCAUCACACACUUGUAUUAACAGCAUUGGAUGGUGGAGAACAUCCCAGAUCAGGGACUGUGCAAAUAAAUGUUAAAGUUAUUGAUUCUAAUGACAAUAGUCCAUUGUUUGACCAGCCCUCUUAUAUUGUAGAAAUACCUGAAAAUGCCCCUUCCGGCACUGUAGUGAUAGAUUUAAAUGCUACAGACCCAGAUGAAGGCACCAAUGGACAGGUAGUUUAUUCUUUUAGUGGUUAUGCACCAGAUAGGAUCCGUGAGCUUUUCUCUAUUGACUCUAAAACAGGUGUUAUAAAGGUUCAGGGUGAAAUAGACUAUGAGGAAAGUGGGAUUAUUGAGAUUGAUGUCCAGGCUAAAGAUUUAGGACCCAACCCCAUUCCUGCCCACUGUAAAGUAACUGUCAAAGUAAUUGAUAAAAAUGACAAUUGGCCCUCCAUUGGUUUUGUGUCUGUCCGCCAGGGGGCCAUCAGUGAGUCUGCGCCCACAGGCACUGUUAUUGCCCUGGUAAGGGUUACUGAUAAGGAUUCAGGGAGAAACGGACAGCUCCAGUGCAGAGUGCUGGGCAAUGUGCCUUUCAAACUGGAGGAAAACUAUGAUAAUUUUUACACCGUAAUUACCGAUAGACCUUUAGACAGAGAGGUUCAGGAUGAGUACAAUGUGACGAUAGUGGCCAAAGACAAUGGGAUCCCUCCCCUCAAUUCAACCAAAUCUUUUACAGUUAAAAUCUUAGAUGAAAAUGACAAUGCCCCACGUUUUACCAAACCAGUUUACCUUCUGCAGGUGCCUGAGAAUAACAUCCCUGGGGAGUAUUUGGGGUCAGUUUUGGCACAUGAUCCAGAUUUGGGUCAGAAUGGCACUGUAUCUUAUUCUAUUUUACCAUCGCAUGUAGGAGAUGUGUCCAUCUACACAUAUGUGUCUGUGAACCCCACAAACGGAGCAAUUUACGCGUUACGAUCCUUUAACUAUGAGCAAACGAAGUUUUUUGAGUUUAAAGUCCUAGCAAAGGAUUCGGGAUCUCCUCAUUUGGAAAGCAAUGCAACAGUACGGGUUAGUGUUUUAGAUGUAAAUGAUAAUGCCCCAGUUAUUGUCUUACCUCUCCUACAGAAUGACACUGCUGAAAUUCAUGUCCCCCGAAAUGUUGGAGUAGGAUAUAUUCUAACCACAGUAAGGGCAGUUGAUAAUGACUAUGGAGAAAGUGGCCGGCUAAUUUAUGAGAUUACAGAUGGGAAUGAAGAGCACUUAUUUGAGAUGGACUCCGUCACUGGUGAAGUGAGAACAGUGCAUCCUUUCUGGGAAGAAGUUACCCCAGUUGCAGAGCUAAUAAUAAAGGUGACAGACCAUGGAAAACCAAAACUUUCUGCGGUGUCAAAACUGAUAAUCAAGGCUUUCACUGGCUCUCCGCCUGAAGGGGAGCCCCGAAUAAACGAGGAGCAGCGUCACUGGGACAUGUCUUUGCCUUUGAUUGUCACUUUGAGCAUCGUCUCCAUCAUCCUCCUUGCAGCCAUGAUCACCAUAGCUGUAAAGUGCAAAAGAGAAAACAAAGAGAUCAGAACUUACAACUGCCGGAUUGCCGAGUAUUCUCAUCCACAGCUAGGCAAGAGCAAGAAGAAAAAGAUUAAUAAGAACGACAUCAUGCUGGUGCAAAGCGAGGUUGAGGAGAGGGAUGCCAUGAAUGUGAUGAAUGUGGUUAGCAGCCCCUCCCUCGCCACUUCCCCCAUGUAUUUUGAUUACCAGACUAGAUUGCCCCUGAGUUCCCCCAGGUCAGAGGUUAUGUACUUGAAACCCACCUCUAACAACCUGACUGUUCCUCAAGGACAUGCUGGCUGUCACACCAGCUUCACAGGACCGGUGACAAAUACAACGGAAACACCAGUUAAUAGGAUGUCAAUAAUUCAGACAGACAAUUUUCCCGCAGAGCCCAAUUACAUGGGCAGCAGGCAGCAGUUUGUUCAAAGCAGCUCCACAUUCAAGGACCCUGAACGUGCAAGCCUUAGAGACAGCGGUCAUGGGGACAGUGACCAGGCUGACAGUGACCAGGACACCAAUAAAGGCUCCUGCUGUGACAUGUCAGCCAAGGAGGCCCUCAAGAUGAAAUCAACUGCCGUUAAACCCCAGCCUCUCCAGCAAGAGCAAGAAGAGUGCAUUAAUUGCACGGAUGAGUGUCGAGUACUAGGACACUCUGACAGGUGCUGGAUGCCACAGUUCCCCACAGCUAACCAGGCAGAGAACGCAGAUUAUCGCACAAACCUCUUUGUACCAGCAGGUGCUGAAGUGAACGUCGAGACUGAGAGUUAUGAAACCGUGAACACCAAUGGAAAAAAAACAUUCUGCACUUUCGGAAAAGAGAAAAGAGAUCACACCAUUCUUGUUGCCAACGUCAAACCUUACUUGAAAGCCAAGCGUGCUCUGAGCCCCUUAUUGCAAGAACUUCCCUCAGCUUCAAACAGCCCCAACAAGACAUGUAUCCCAGCAUGCACAUCCACAAGAGGACUGAUAGAAGGCUGUGAAGUGAAAUCUGGCAACUUUGCAGAAUCAAGCGGCCAUUACCUGUCAGCCAAUAAACAGCUGAAAGACUCCCCGUACCCUCCGUCAGAUCCGAUGGCUAAAGUCCUUUGCGAUGUGCAUUCUCGAGUGAGUCGAGACUCCAGUGAGAUGGACUGUGUGCUGGAACAAUUAGACCAGGCCAACCCAGAAUUAGGCAGAGAGGCCUUGGAUGCCGAACAGGUUGUGCGUGAAAUCGACAAGCUUUUACAGGACUGCCGUGGAAGUGAAGCCACAUCCGUGAGAAAGUGAAAAAAGGGACACAUUGGCAAUUGUAAUGCGUGUUCGUAAGAAAGGAAGGCUGAUUCAGAAAGGACUUUUCCUGAGGACAGUUGUAUCCCUGGAACGACAGAAGAUGCUGCUUCACGUUUCUAGCAAGCAUUUCAAGUGCCCACCAAUUAAUAACUUUUCACUACAGUUCAUCUUUCACAAAGUCACAAUUCGAAAAAUGGACAGCAGGUGAUAUUUUGACAAUCGGUGAAAAAAAAUAAAUAAAUGCCUUUUGGUUGACAAAGAUUGGACUCGACGCGGUAAUCACGGUAUGUCAAGAUGGACAAAAAUAGCAUUGUGGAUGUCAUUACAUUAAUAUUAAAGUGUAUAAGAGAUAGUGAUGGGGGGGGGGGAUAAAAUAGACCUUCACCUGUCAUCAGCUGUUACUUGUGGUUAACUGUACCCCCUAUAUUUAUAUGCCAGAACAUUCCAAAUCGGUGAAACAGUAAAACACAUCCUUAUCAUUGUGUGAACACCUCAUGUUCCAUGAACUCCAGACCCUUUUAUGUAUCGUAAUGUCCAGCCUCCCUUAAGUCACUCGUAAUCCUGUAAUUGGGGACAUUUUUCUUGUACUGUGAAAAAAGAAAUAGUCUCUAAACAUUUAAAAAAAAUAUAUUUAUAAUUUUGUAAAAAGCUUUAAAAUUCUAAAGUGCAGUUAAUUGUGAAAUAAUUAUGUAUUUAUGAACUGCAGAGGACACCGACAAAAAAGGAAAAGUCCCUUCACAUUACCACUAUACCCAAUAUCAUCUAAUGUGCACAUGUAUCAUAUUUAAUGUGUUUACAUCAAAUGACAUAUUUUUAUUGAUUUGUUGCAAUUUCUGUGCAUAUGAGCCAAAUUGUUAAGUGUAUAAGAGCUAUAUUGUGUAUUUUAUUAAAUUAAUAUAUAGUUGUGUUGCAAUAUACUUGGGCUUAUAUUGUAUUUGGCAACUGUUGCCUUAGUAGCUGUCAGACUCUAUGAGUUUAAGUUCAUUUAUUUCUGCUCUCGUGUCUCUCUGGGGUUUGGGGAGCAGUCCCUCAGAGUCUAACUGUUUAAUGUUUCGUCCAAAAAAACACAGAAUACAUAAACUGUUCAAAGAUUCACGCCAGCUAAUACAAAGCAAAACCCUUACAGGAGCAGAUGUGAUUUAUUUAGGCAGCUCAAUUUGUAAUUUACAGUGUGUUGUCUUUUUCUUUUUAAAAUAAAAUCUGUAACAUUU
Acipenser ruthenus (sterlet) is the source of this 5472-nucleotide messenger RNA. RefSeq names its product protocadherin-17-like. The transcript has 5 exons. Gene Ontology annotation, molecular function: calcium ion binding. The record is from RefSeq and is a predicted model, not a curated record. Gene Ontology annotation, cellular component: plasma membrane. Gene Ontology annotation, biological process: homophilic cell-cell adhesion. The coding region runs from base 878 to 4258 and encodes 1126 amino acids. NCBI's taxonomy places the organism in Eukaryota, Metazoa, Chordata, Actinopteri, Acipenseriformes, Acipenseridae.